This is a messenger RNA of Hylaeus anthracinus, 3013 nucleotides long. It is a transcript of the gene Tg, whose product is annotated as annulin. Gene Ontology annotation, biological process: peptide cross-linking. The record is from RefSeq and is a predicted model, not a curated record. The coding region runs from base 617 to 2899 and encodes 760 amino acids. The transcript has 10 exons. Gene Ontology annotation, molecular function: protein-glutamine gamma-glutamyltransferase activity. Lineage: Eukaryota; Metazoa; Arthropoda; Insecta; Hymenoptera; Colletidae.
AUCCAGCCUUGUCUCGUUAGCAUCGUUCUCGAUGCCAGAUGAUUCUCUGACAGUCGCUCAUCUACUUGCGACCAGAUCGACACGAGGCGUCGUCUCUAUCAGUUCGCGCUUGUGUUUAAAAUGCGGCGUGAUAUCAUCCGCGACGCGGUCAGAAAACACUUUUAAUAGUAAUUACAACCGUAAACACUUGCGAAAUAAUUUUUCAACAAUUGUCGUCGGUGUCGUCGAAUAGUGUACGCAACGGUUUAUUUAGAAUUCUCAACGCGUUUUCUUUCUGUCAGGAUAAGAUAAAUUGCGGUUGCGAGAUUGAAAAAAGGUUUAAGCGAGCCGUAAUCGUAGAUGUUUCUAGGAAUGUUGUGGAUAUAGAUUUUUUGUUUUUUUUUUGCCUCGAUAAUGAAUCGAUGGUUUACAUAGAUCAGGUGCCCUUGGUCGAAUAAUUACUACCCGCGAGAUUCAGAUUUUUCUUCGACUGGUCUGCCGCGGAGAACCGUGUUUCGAGUAACUCAUUGGCGCGAGGUUUACGCUGAUAAAACAUUGGUUCGAGGUGAUUGUUCGCUUGGAAAAAUUGCAGUGUAAUGAAAGAAUUGGCCGCGGGACGAAUCGUAUUCACGUUAUAAUGGGAUUGUGCAAGACGAGCAAGUGCUGCUCCUGUUUCUCGCGAUUCAGGGCGGUGUUCAGGCCCGAAACCGUCACCGACAGCCCUCUGAAGCCGAUAUGCACCAAACCGGAGUGCCUUCCGCGGCCACCUGCUACGCCUACUCCAGGGGAGGACUUUGGAGUUCCCGUUCUGACGAUCUUGGACGUGGACCCGUGCAUCCCCGAAAAUGGAGAGAAUCACAGGACGUCCAGAUACGACCUGAUGACGCGACAGGACGACAAGGCUAGGUUGGUCGUCAGACGUGGACAGGAGUUCUACUUGCACCUGACUUUGUCCAGGGAUUACGAUCCCAACAUCGACGGUAUGUCGCUGAUUUUCACGUUGGAUGGGAUCGAGAAGCCUCAGUAUGGCCACGGAACCCUCGUCGCGACCCCUGUUCUCUAUCCGGGGGAGGUUUCCGAGGGCUCCUGGCAAGCCACCAUCGACGCCAUUCAGGCGAACUUUCUUCGAUUGAAGAUUGUACCAAACGCGAACGCCAUAAUAGGCAAGUGGAAGAUGGACAUCGACACCAAGAACAAGAACUUGGACGGGGCUGUCAGCUAUACGAUGAAGAAUCCCUUUUAUCUGAUUUUCAAUCCGUGGAGCGAAGGCGACGCGGUGUACCUGGAGGAGGAAGAUCAGCGCCAGGAAUACGUGAUGGCGGAGGACGGUUUGAUAUGGCGCGGAAGUUACAAUCGCCUGAGACCAACGGUUUGGAAAUAUUCGCAGUUCGAGCGUGAUAUAUUGGACUGCGCUCUGCAUCUGAUGAUCCAAGUCGGGAGAGUUCGAAGUUCCGGAAGGGGCGACCCCGUUGUCAUAUCUCGCAUUUUGUCCGCGGCUGUAAACUCCCCGGACGACAGCGGGGCGGUGAUGGGUAAUUGGUCCGACGAUUUCGGGGGUGGGACACCGCCGACCAAAUGGCUGGGCUCUCAGAAGAUCCUUCAGCAGUACUACAAGACCAAGAAGCCUGUCAAGUACGGCCAAUGCUGGGUGUUUGCGGGUGUCCUGGCCACCGUGUGUCGCACCCUGGGACUACCUUGUCGGGUGGUGACCAACUAUGCGAGUGCCCACGACACUCAGAGCAGCUUGACCGUUGAUUAUUUCGUGGACGAAGAGGGGAGGAUCAUGGAGGAGCUGAACAGCGAUUCCAUAUGGAAUUUCCACGUGUGGAAUGAAGUUUGGAUGCAGCGAAUGGAUCUGUCGGCCGAUUGUUCCGGUUGGCAAGCAAUCGACGCGACGCCUCAGGAGCUGAGCGAAGACGCGUACCGUUGCGGGCCGGCUUCGGUGGCUGCUGUGAAAAAGGGCGAGGUUCUUCGCCCUUACGACAACGGUUUCCUCUUCGCCGAGGUGAACGCUGACAAAGUGUUCUGGCGGUACAACGGGCCGACUCAGCCGUUGAAGUUGAUUCGAAAGGACGUCUACGGAAUCGGUCAGUUUAUCAGCACGAAAGCGGUGGGAAGAUGGGCGAGGGAGGAUAUCACCGAAACGUACAAGUAUCCAGAAAAGUCGGACGAAGAACGGGCCGCCAUGUUGAAGGCGUUGCGGCAAAGCCAGUCAUUGUUCAGCCGUUACUACCUCAACGAGGAGUUCAACGACGUCCAUUUCAGCUUCGAGCUCCGCGACGAUAUCGUGAUCGGACAGCCAUUCAGCGUCGUGUUGCUGAUCAAAAAUAGAAGCACGAACCAAGAGUACCGGGUGUCCGUGAUCUUGAGGGUGGAGACGGUUUUGUACACCGGUAGAGUCGGAGACCCGGUGAAACGAUUGAGCAUAGAUCGACUGGUGAGACCUGGGGUCCUCGAAGAGGCGCGCAUGGAGGUUUCUUGGGAGGAAUAUGGGCCCAGAUUGCUGAACCAGUGCGCGUUCAACAUUUCCUGCCUGGCUACGGUCAAGGACACCAAUUUCGAGUACUUUGCGCAGGACGACUUCCGCGUUCGGAAACCGGACAUCAAAAUCCUGGUGGAGAACGAGCCCGUGGUCGGCGAGACGUUGAACGCGAGGGCCAAGUUUAAGAACCCGUUGCCCCUCACCUUGAGAAAGUGUAGAUUCUUGAUCGAGGGACCCGGUCUUGAGGAACAGUUGAAAAUAAAACUGACGGAAACCGUGGACGUCGACGCGUUCGCCGAGUGUUCCUUCUCCAUGGUACCGAAAUUCGAGGGUAGAGCGACGAUCGCCGCCAAGUUUUACUCGAAAGAGCUCGAGGACGUCGACGGUUUCGUCAACUUCAUGGUGAAACCCGCGAGGCCUGUUGCCAACGGCGAGUAACGAGUCCUCGAAAAUACGAGCGAACGAUCGCCAAAUACGUGUUCGUAGGUCUUUCGCGAAGCUUUCAAGUAUUUAUUUCUGUUACUUUGUAUACAAUAAAUUAUUCGAACGGAA